AUGGAAGUGCUGACUUCGAUCUUGUCGAGCUGCCGCCGGCACAUCAAUCUGGACUUUCUGUGGGAGAAAACCAACCAUACUCACCUCAACACUAUGCCACGUGUACGACGGAAACGAUCAUAUAGCAAUGAGAGUGAAUAUCGAGAGGAUGACUUUAAACGUCACAAGAGGCAUCAUGAUAACCAGAUCGGUUAUUUUGACAGUCCACAUCACAGAUCAAGAAGCAAUGACAGGCGGGCACGAAACAGGCGACAUUAUGAAGAAAACCUACAUUCACCAUGCUACAACACUAGCAGCGGAACAACUGUCACGGGCAACCAGCAGCAUCGAGACCACUACCGCCACAACACAGAGUCAACAGUCAACACAGAGUCCAGCACCCAGCACAGGCACUCAGGGAGUAGGCGACGCCACAGGCGACGACGCCACCACCGCCACACUUAUUCUUCCAAGCGGGAGCACGGAGAGAGUGGAGGGGUUGGAAGAGGAGAAGAGAAGUCAAUAGAGGAUGAUGAAGACGGACAUCUCAUCUAUAGGGCUGGGGACAUGCUGCAGGCUCGAUAUGAAAUCGUCAAAACCCUAGGAGAAGGGACUUUUGGCAAGGUUGUCGAAUGCAAGGACAUCCACAAGGGCAGUAACCGGCUAGCCCUGAAGAUCAUCAAGAAUGUAGACAAGUACAGGGAGGCUGCCAAGUUGGAGAUCAAUGUGCUGGAGAAGCUGCGAGAACGGGACCCUGUGGGAAAAUACUUGUGCGUGCAGAUGCUGGACUGGUUUGACUACCAUGGACACAUGUGUAUUGCCUUUGACAUGUUGGGCCUCAGCGUCUUUGAUUUCCUGAAAGAAAACAACUAUGUGCCAUACAGCUUGGAGCAGGUGCGACAUAUAUCCUACCAGUUGUGUUACGCUGUCAACUUUCUCCAUGAAAACCAGCUGACCCACACUGACCUCAAGCCUGAGAAUGUUCUGUUUGUGAACUCUGACUAUGAUACCUACUACAACGCCAAGAAGAAGAGAGAGGAAAGGCGUAUCAAGAACACCGAGAUCAAACUGAUAGAUUUUGGGUCUGCCACAUUUGACCACGAACAUCACAGCACCAUUGUCUCCACCAGGCACUACAGGGCACCCGAAGUCAUUUUAGAACUUGGAUGGUCACAGCCCUGUGAUGUCUGGAGCAUCGGCUGUAUCAUGUUUGAGCUCUACACUGGCUAUACGCUCUUCCAGACACAUGACAACAAAGAGCACCUGGCGAUGAUGGAGAGAAUCCUGGGGACCCUACCAUACCGCAUGACCAAGAAGUCCAAGAAGCAGAAAUAUUUCUACCGAGGAUGUUUGGACUGGGAUGAGAAGUCAUCAGCUGGUAGAUAUGUACGUGAUACUUGCAAGCCACUGCGG
Messenger RNA from Candidula unifasciata, 1392 nucleotides. The record is from the annotation of a GenBank genome assembly. Lineage: Eukaryota; Metazoa; Mollusca; Gastropoda; Stylommatophora; Geomitridae.